AUGGAUAUAAUGUUCCAACCCGUCGAUAGCACUCUUGGCCGCCCCCCCGGGCCCCUUUUCUCGCCCCUUACAUUCUUCUCUUUCUCUCAACACACAAUAUCUGUCAUCUAUCGUGACUUCUAUCAAGCUCAUGCUCUUUUGUCAGCAGCAUCGCUUUUAGUAAUGGUACUCGCAUCGGCCUCUUCUCCCAAUCAAAGCACCUACCCAGACUCCUCUCUCAUUCCCAAAGAUGUACAGACAACAUCCCACCACUCGAUCGUGAAUUCGCCAGUCGGUACGAGAGACCUACGAGAAAACGACCCUGAAAGAGAGAGAGACAGAGAGAGAGAGGGAAGCCUCUACUCCAAAGGCAAUAUCCGACCUCAACCCAACCGAUGCAAUGAAGAUGUCAUCCCGUCCCAAGAGGGCACCCCUCUCCACCCCACUUCUGAACGUGGGGCUGCGAAUCCACCGCCUUUCUCUUGGCAGACGGAUGGAAGCAAAAAAAAAAAAAGUUCAUGUCAAUUUGCGGGCCGGGCUUUUUACGGCUUUUGA
Messenger RNA from Penicillium oxalicum, 534 nucleotides. RefSeq lists its product as uncharacterized. Bases 1 to 534 code for a protein of 177 amino acids. Lineage: Eukaryota; Fungi; Ascomycota; Eurotiomycetes; Eurotiales; Aspergillaceae. The transcript has a single exon. The record is from RefSeq and is a predicted model, not a curated record.